Anisakis simplex (herring worm) is the source of this 1461-nucleotide messenger RNA. The record is from the annotation of a GenBank genome assembly. NCBI's taxonomy places the organism in Eukaryota, Metazoa, Nematoda, Chromadorea, Rhabditida, Anisakidae.
AUGUUUAAGGCAGCCAUAAAGCACCGACAUUCGAAAUUCCCGCUAUGGAAGAUAAUCGGCCUCGAAGGGAUCCCGGUCUAUACACAGUUCUUUCUGAGGGAUGAGCACUGGCACUUCGGUAGGUUUCUGUGUGACCUCUGGCUUCUGAUUGACUACGUCGUGUGCCUGGCUUCUAUUUAUACAGUUCUUGGUAUUACUAUUGAUAGAUAUUGCUCAGUAAAGUAUCCAGCAGCCUACAGGAAUUGGAGGACACCGGGUAAAGUCAUUCUUAUUAUAGCGAUUGUCUGGAUGAUACCCUUAGUGCUGUUUUCGUUAUCAAUAUUUGGCUAUGAUAAAUUUACGGGUGAGCGAAUAUUGGCAGAUCACGAAUGCUACGUACAAUUCAUGGCCAAUCCAAUACUGAACAUGGGAAUGUAUAUAUCCUAUUAUUGGACGACACUUUUUGUAAUGCUCUAUCUAUACUGGGGUAUAUAUCGAGCUGCGAAGUUAUUGGCCUCCAAAAGUGAACAGAAAAAUAAACGACUCGCAGUGCUCAACGAAAUGCGAAGGCCAACCAGAACCGAUCUCGUAUCAACAAUGACCGCCAGGAGUAGCGAACCUGAUACUCCACCAGACACAUCUUCCUCACAGUCCAAAAACAACGUCGUUCCCGUUGUCACACCUUCAUCUUCGAAGCAUUCGCAGAGCAACAACAAUGUGAUUUUACCGGCAACUACGGCAACAAGGCCAGAGGUAAACAGUGCUCUAGAGCGAGAGAGCACGGCACCUUGCGUUUCACCGGAAAUCUCUGAUCCGGAUGCAUCCGAACAACCGUUGCGAACAAUUGAACACUUCCCGUUCAUUGACUCUGAUAGUCUCACUUCUUUGAUGGGACAAUACGAUGUGCCUGAUUCUCCAAGAAUCGAGGCAACGAAACCGGCACAAGAAGAGAUAACAAGCGCUGAAGAGGUUCGUAUGCCGUUGCUAGCUGUUGCGAAAGUAACAAGACGUAAGCGUACUGAAAAUGGUGUGAGACGUUUGUUGACUGCAAUGAGAUCGAGAAGUGUUCGAAGACGAGAACAUCGCAAGGGUGAUUACAAAUCACGAUCUGAGAACCGUGCUAGAAAGCAUUCCCAUGAGAUUCUCGAUGAAAGUGACGAUGUAGAAAGUGGCAUUUUAUGUUUAGUUAGAGUGUCGCUGGGGAUUCGUUUCCCUGAUUCAAUAAAAUUUCAGGCACUUCGAACAAUAACAUUCAUUUUGGGUACAUUCACGAUUUUAUGGACACCAUUCUAUGUGUUGGCCACGGUGAUAGGAUUUUGUGAAUCGUGUAAAGAAUCCAAAACAUUCAAUUUAAUUUAUUCGAUUAGUUAUUUUCUUUGCUAUAUGAAUAGUCCAAUCAAUCCGUUUUGCUAUGCAAUGGCUAAUCAACAAUUCAAACGAACGCUCACACGAAUUUUCCGUGGAGAUUUCAGAAGGACAUAA